AUCAAUUUCUCAGAGAGCAGUUGUUCUUUUGCUACUGGGAUUCCUGUCUGGAACACUACUAGUAUUCAUUUUAGGAAUCCUCCAAAACACUACUAGUGAUUAAUUUUCUCACAGAUUAAGAGAUGGGGGUGCUGGAGUUUGGGGUUAAUAAUCAGGAUUUUUUUUAACUUCUGGGGUUGUCAUCAGCUUUCCGCACCUCAUUCUCUUUCUCAGGUAGCAAAUUAUACCAUUAUCAAGGAAGAACCAUCUUUGUUCUCAUGAGAAACUGUGCUUUGGUAUGGCAUGAGUUACGAAUGUGAAAAGGAUUUGAAGAAUACGGAAGAAAGGCUUCCUCUGGAGCAAGUUUCCUUUAAGUGCCCAUGUGUACUGUGAAGGGAAUGAUGUCUAUGAUGUCAUGCUAAAUCAGACCAAUCUUCAGUUCAACAACAACAAGUACUAUUUGAUUCAGCUAUUAGAAGAUGAUGCCCAGAGGCGCUUCAGCGUUUGGAUGAGAUGGGGCCGUGUUGGGAAAAUGGGGCAGCACAGCUUGGUGGCUUGCGCAGGGGACCUCAACAAAGCCAAGGAAAUCUUUCAGAAGAAAUUCCUUGACAAAACAAAAAACAAUUGGGAGGACCGUGAGAAGUUUGAGAAGGUGCCUGGAAAAUAUGAUAUGCUAGAAAUGGACUAUACCACCAAUACACAGAGUGAAGAAGAAUCAAAAGGGGACUCUCUUAAAUCCCCUUUGAAACCAGAAUCACAGCUAGAUCUUCGUGUGCAGGAGCUGAUAGAGUUGAUCUGUAAUGUCCAGGCCAUGGAAGAAACGAUGGUAGAAAUGAAAUACGACACCAAGAAAGCCCCACUGGGGAAGCUGACAGUGGCACAAAUCAAGGCAGGCUACCAGUCUCUAAAGAAGAUUGAGGACUGUAUUCGGGCUGGUCAGCAUGGACGAGUUCUUAUGGAAGCUUGCAAUGAAUUCUACACCAGGAUCCCACAUGACUUUGGACUCCGUACCCCUCCAUUAAUCCGGACAGAGAAAGAACUGUCAGACAAAGUACAAUUACUAGAGGCUUUGGGAGACAUUGAAAUUGCCAUUAAGCUGGUGAAGACAGAGCUGCAAAGCCCAGAACACCCAUUGGACCAACACUAUAGAAAACUGCAUUGUGCCCUGCACCCUCUAGACCAUGAAAGUUAUGAGUUCAAAGUGAUUUCCCAGUACCUGCAGUCUACUCAUGCUCCCACACACAGGGACUAUACCAUGACCUUGCUGGAUGUCUUUGAAGUGGAGAAGGAGGGUGAGAAAGAAGCCUUCAGAGAGGACCUUCAUAACAGGAUGCUGCUAUGGCAUGGUUCCAGGCUUAGUAACUGGGUGGGAAUCCUGAGCCAUGGGCUUCGAAUUGCCCCACCUGAGGCUCCCAUCACAGGUUACAUGUUUGGGAAAGGAAUCUACUUCGCCGACAUGUCUUCUAAGAGUGCCAAUUACUGCUUUGCUUCUCGAGUGAAGGAUACUGGACUACUGCUUUUAUCAGAGGUCGCUUUAGGUCAGUGUAAUGAGCUAUUAGAGGCCAAUCCUGAGGCAGAAAGAUUACUUCAGGGCAAACAUAGCACCAAGGGACUAGGCAAGAUGGCUCCCAGUCCUGCCUCCUUCAUCACCCUGAAUGGGAGUAUGGUACCCUUAGGACCAGCAAGUGACACAGGAGUUCUGAAUCCAGAGGGUUAUACCCUCAACUACAAUGAAUUUAUUGUCUAUAACCCCAACCAGGUCCGUAUGCGAUACCUGCUAAAGGUUCAGUUUAAUUUCCUGCAGCUGUGGUGAAUAUUAAAUAAACUAGAUAAGGUAUGAUCUUCAAACAAGAAAAUAGGCAGUGUUGUACUCUUGAAUUUUCUGAUCUUUUAUGUAAUAAAAAUGGCAGAAAUCUA
Molecule: messenger RNA, 1896 nt
Organism: Lontra canadensis (Northern American river otter)
Lineage: Eukaryota; Metazoa; Chordata; Mammalia; Carnivora; Mustelidae
Gene: PARP2
Product: poly(ADP-ribose) polymerase 2
Exons: 14
Coding region: 395-1792 (465 amino acids)
Molecular function (GO): NAD+ poly-ADP-ribosyltransferase activity
Source: RefSeq, a predicted model, not a curated record